This is a messenger RNA of Spathaspora passalidarum NRRL Y-27907, 849 nucleotides long. RefSeq lists its product as uncharacterized. The record is from RefSeq and is a predicted model, not a curated record. The transcript has a single exon. Gene Ontology annotation, cellular component: cytoplasm. Lineage: Eukaryota; Fungi; Ascomycota; Pichiomycetes; Serinales; Debaryomycetaceae. Bases 1 to 849 code for a protein of 282 amino acids.
AUGUCCAAUUUUAACAAAGACGACGAUUUGGCACCAGCAGAUGCACCACCAUCAUAUGCGGAGGCGGUAUCUACUCAAGCGACAGGAAUGACCAAUGGUGGGUCUUCUUCGUAUAGUCAACAUUCUGCACCACCCCCGCCCGCACCCAGACCACAGCCCCCACAAUCAUCCUAUAGACCACCACCUCCACCUACACGACCUCCACAACAACCACCACGGCCACAACAAUCAUCUACAAGUCUGCUAUAUACAGGCAACACCAAUCUUCCAUUCUCGUUUCCUAAGGGGUACCUUUGCUCCAAAUGUAAAAACACCGGAUAUAAAAUAAAACACGGGGAUGUGUGUCGUACUUGUUGGGAUAAAUUCUACCUUUCAAAAAAUGCCUACAAUCCCAGUCCAUCGUUACCGUUCAAGUAUCCUCGCAAGUACUACUGUAACAAAUGUCACAACACAGGUUACAAAAUCAAGAAUGGAAAAUCGUGUCAAGAUUGUUGGAGUUUGUUUGGACCAAGAAACAGCUAUUCCUCAGUAGUGAACGGAUACAAUCCUAGCUAUUUCGGAACCACUACAUUCUUACCGUACUCUUCCCCCAGUGGGCUAAGAGUACCACCGGGAGAUCCAAGAUUGGGUGGGAUUUUAUGUGGACGAUGUCGAGGAAGCGGGGUCACGAGAUUUUUAUUGGAUGUUGACUUGUGCCCUAUUUGUAAUGGGCUAGGAAGAGUUAUUACAAGCGGUACUCAGCAACAUGCGCCUAUGCCCCCACGCCCUCCACAACAUAUUCCUAUGCCUCCACCACCACCACCUCAACCUCCAAUGCAACCAUACUAUUACCCUCCAGAAAAGAGGUGA